Messenger RNA from Musa acuminata AAA Group (dessert banana), 3383 nucleotides. RefSeq names its product myb family transcription factor PHL7. The record is from RefSeq and is a predicted model, not a curated record. The coding region runs from base 2376 to 3083 and encodes 235 amino acids. Gene Ontology annotation, molecular function: DNA-binding transcription factor activity; DNA binding. The transcript has 7 exons. NCBI's taxonomy places the organism in Eukaryota, Viridiplantae, Streptophyta, Magnoliopsida, Zingiberales, Musaceae.
UUUUCUUAAAGGAAAUAGAAACCCUAGACCGUCUUUGAGUUAAUGGCUUUUUCAGAACAAGGUUUUCAGGUUUAUUUAUCUAUAUAUUUAUUACAUUGCUUACUACGGCCUUCAAGAAAACCUAAGAUUUGAGCAAAUUGGAUGCGGCUACUGGAAUGAAAGUUCUUUUUUCGUUGAUUGUGCUUUGUUUUUCGAUCUGACAAUUAAUGAAAUUUGUAGGAGUUCCCCUCCCACCAGCUUAUGCUUACCGAAGUUUUUGAAUUUGGUUGGGCAAGCUUAAGUCUAAUCAUCAUCACCUGCAGUUCUAAUAGGCUGAGAAGGUUGAACAUCCAAUAACUAGGGUUUAAGCUGUUGCUUGGCUCAAGGGUUGUGUUCCACUGGAAUUGUACAGAAAAAAUGUAUCUAUCUAGGAUAAAGUUGCAAUUGUUUGACUUGUGAUGGAUGCACUAUUUAGCAUAGAGUCUCUCAGAUGCACUGAAUGAACUCGGGCAUUUGGAUCCCCAAAUUUGUUGAUGUCAGUGCAUUAGCAUUAUUGAUGCGUGCAUUUGCAAAUGCAGAGUAAAUUGCAUGGAUUUUUGUCAUAGAAUGGGUGGAAAGGAAAAAAGAUUGCUUUAUAACUGUCUUCUGACAGUCUUUGUUAGUCUACUUCAGAAAUUUGUAUUUAUAGUUUAUUUGUCAAUUUCUUGGAUCAGAAACUAUUACACCCAAAAAAUUACUGCAUAUGGUAUACAUUGAAAAAUCACACUAUUGAGUUGGCUGAUUAUCACGGACUUACUUGGAAUUAUCUAAGUCGUGAGACACCCUUGCGGUAAAGUCACGAACUUAACUGAAGUUGCCUAAGUCGUGAAGCACCCUUGCGCCAACUCCUAGGACUUAGUUGGGAUUGCCUAAGUCAUGAGGCACCCUUGCGACAUGCGUCCGCAAAGGUUCAGCCUAGUUGCAAUCUUGUACAGGUCCCAAAGGACCUGUAAAACAGAAAGUUGAUUAGAUUGAAAACGAGCGACGAACAAGUCCCGACAUCUCACGAAGAGGGAACCUUUACAUGCAAUUCAGAGAGCACCUUGAGUGCAAGGGAGAAAAGAGAGGAAGGAGAAAACAAGGAUUUUAGAAGGUAGAACGAACAAUUACAAGUCCACAAACAAUUGCUCACCAAGUGCCGGGUGCGAAGGCAAGUUCCCGCCAAGUUAACAUGUGAACUUGUGAAGAUAGUUCAACGCCCGAUAAUAUGCCGAAGCCCCAUCCAGCCCUGUGCCACCAGGGGGGUUCCAAGGUGUUGAGAUGGUUGACAUUUCACGUAUAGCUGCGGUGUACAGAAAACAAGCAAUAGCACGCGAAAACAGAGUAAUUUUGGGGCAGUUCGGCCCGGCGCAGCGAGCGAUUGCACUGUAGCGCUGCGAACUAUCGUUGUUUACAUUUUUCAAACAAUAAAAAACAAAACCAAAACAAAACAUGCUGUCAUGUCUCUGUACAAGCAUGCAAAAGCGACGAACGGUUCGUUGAACGAAGUUGUUGCGGGUGCGUGUCGACCGUUUGUGACAUGACGGUGAAAUAUGAAGUCCAUACUAAUAUUCUAUAGCAGCAAACAUUUAGGAUAUUAUACAUUGAAAAAUCACACUAUAGAGGUGGCUGACGGUGAAAUAUGAAGUUCAUACUGGUAUUCUAUAGCAGCAAACAUUUGGGAUAUUAACUGAGGCUAAUUCACAUGGCAGUCACUCUGUUUUAAUUCGAGGCUUCUUCAGAGAGGUUCCUGCAUUUUUCUAUGUGAUGUGACAGCAGUGGAGAAUAACAUCAAAAUCUUGUGAUUGAGUUAGGAGGAAGGAUUUUAAGUAGAAUAAGUAGAAAGAACAAGGCCCUUGAUAGGCAUGAGUCAUUGAGGCUGAUUCCUACCAUAUUAAACUAGAUAAGAGAUAUUUCACCAUUGUUGCUAGAUAAGAAGAGAUAUUUCUUAGAUGUUUCCUCUCUUCAUAUUUUGUUCUCUACUCUUGAAUCAAAAUCCAGGAUCUGGUCUCUUACUGGCUCCCUGAAGAAAACUUCACAGAGUUCCUGAUAAUUAGUGUUGUUAUAAGUGAUCAAUUAUAAUUAGGUGUGAAAAUGAUCCUGAUAAUAUUCUCCUGAACCUGGGUUGUGCCUGACUCAGAUUUUUUUUCUGGAUUCAUAUGGUAUGGAUGUAUGUGUAAAGGAAUUGGACAUCCAAAUGACAUUCAGGUUUCAGACUUGGAUUGGAUUCGGACAGCCAACUAGGUACCCUUUGGUGUAAUUCCAUCUAUUACUCAAGCUCCGGUUAAUUUUAUCAUCCAAAGCCGAAUUUGGGUGUUGAUCCAAAUCAAAGCAAUUCUUUAAGUAAUGACCAGCUAUUAGAAUCAAGUAUCAACCCAAUGAAUCUGAAGAAUGGAGGGAACAACUCCACAAAUCCUAAUUUGCUCUCAAGGCAGCGUUUACGCUGGACAAAUGAGCUCCAUGAACGUUUUGUCGGUGCUGUGACACAGCUUGGUGGAUCUGACAGAGCAACUCCAAAAGGAGUUCUUCGAAUAAUGGGUGUGCCUGGAUUAACUAUAUAUCAUAUUAAGAGUCAUUUACAGAAAUAUCGGCUUGCAAAGUAUAUACCUGACUCUUCAGCUGAUGGCACAAAGCUAGAAAUGAAAGAUGUCGGGGACCUGAUUUCAGGACUUGAAAGCACUUCUGGGAUUCAAAUAACUGAAGCACUCAAAUUGCAGAUGGAGGUGAAAAAACGACUUCACGAACAACUAGAGAUACAGCAGCAGCUACAAGUGAGAAUCGAGGCCCAAGGCAGGUAUCUCAAGAAGAUGAUCGAGGAGCAGCAGCUGCUCAGCGGCGUGCUGGCCGAAACAUCUGGCUCUGGAGUUGCUGCUGCUACUGUCCCAAGUGACCUCUGCCCCGACCCCUCGACGCCUGUUCCGACCUCUGAGUCACCGGAAGAGGACUUGGCAGCUAGCAGUGGCACUGGCGGUGGGUCACUCAAAGGCCUUCUGCAAGAUGGUUCUUUGUCUGCCACCCGUGAGCCACCGACACCUGACUCUGGUGGGUGGGGGAAGUCUGGUACCGGCUCAGACUUCCAGUUCUAGGUUGCUGAGGGGCAUUUGCAUUCAUCGAGCAACUCCAUUUGCAAUGAGGAUAUGUGAAUGGUUUCCAAUGUGAUGUUUCUUGGAGGCUGGAUCGUUGUCCACCAUGUGUUUUUCUGCAUGUUGUAGAAGAGGUGAAUCUAUGGCUGUCCUGCUGUCAUUGAAAUCAGUCGCAGGGAGAGGUUUCAUGGAGAUGAUGGUCGUGUUUCAUUUGUGUUGGAAUUGUAGUGACAUGGUUCGGACACAGUCUGAUCACUGUGUUUGACAAAGGAAAACAUGAAAAAUGAUCUCAUGAUUGAUUCA